GUGACUCCUGAAUUUGACAGAUCAGGGUGAAAGGGAAUCCAUUGAGCAUGUUUGAAUGGUGCGCACACCUCUCCAGCUUGUGCUCAGGCAGUUGCUUGUCCACGUCAUCAUCACCAUGUGAUACAUGCUAAGAGCCUCAGGAUCUCGCCAUUCUGGGCUGGACGGAAAGACACAAGCAGCCUGCUGAGAUCAUGGCGUCUUCAGUGUGUUCUGUCCCCUUGUUUGGCAGCUUGAGCAGUAGCCUCCUAUCCUGCCAUGGCUUCCGGAAAGCGGACGGAUCGUGGCAGCCAUGGCCUUCAGCGGGAAGACCGAGGUCACGACGAUCAGACAUCACAAAUAAAGCAUCAGGAUCAGCUCGAGAAUAUCCUGCAGUUUUCUCUUCUCUCCCCUGCAGUCAUCACAUUGAAUGCUCCAAGCAACCUUUGGGAAACCGAGCUCCCUCCUGCAAUGCCAUCAGCGCCACAAGUCUUGAUCGCCGAUGGCAGGGCCGUCUCCGUCCUGCAAGCGCGCUUCCGCCAGCUGCAGAGAAAGGUUUCUCAGAUGGGGGGAAGUUGAACGUGCCAGAGGAGCCCCCCCAAUGGAAAGGGGCGAUGGCGGUGUCGGAAGCGCUGCCUCCGGAGGGAGCAACCCUGCUGCUGUCCUGCGUUGUGGGGCUGGCCACCGGUGUGAUCGUCGUUGGGUUCAACAAAGGGGUCCACGGCCUCCACGACCUCAUGUGGGAAGGCACCCCCGAGAUCGGCGCCGCAUGGCUCCGCCAGCAGCCCCUCGAAACCACGUGGCAGCGCCUCGUCUUCGUCCCCGUCGGGGGGGGCAUCGUCGUCGGCCUGCUCAACCACCUCCGCACGGUCCUCGCUGACGUCAGCGCGGGUGGCGGGGUAGGGGGUUCCGAAAUAUGGCAGCGCCUCGGGGGGGUCGCCACCCCGGCGCUGAAAGCGGUGGCGGCGGUAGUGACUCUAGGGACGGGGAAUUCGUUGGGGCCUGAGGGACCGAGCGUGGAGAUCGGGGCGAGCGUGGCGAACGGGUUGGGGACGGUGCUGAAGAACAGCAGGGAGAGGAAGCUGGCGCUUGUGGCGGCGGGGUCGGCGGCCGGUAUCUCCUCGGGUUUCAACGCUGCAGUAGCGGGCACUUUCUUCGCCGUCGAAUCCGUUCUCCGCCCAGUGACUACGUCCCCGGACCCCUCCCCCAGCCUAACCACCGCUAUGGUGCUCCUCAGUUCCGUUCUCGCUUCUGUCGUUUCCCAAGCGGGCCUCGGACAGGACCCGACUUUUAUCGUGCCGCCCUUUGAACUUCGAUCAGCUGCGGAGCUCCCGCUGUACCUUCUCCUGGGCCUCCUCUGCGGCGCCGUCUCCGUCGCCUACACCCGCAGCUCCGCGCUCGCCACCCAAGGUUUCGAUCUAGUUAGCAAAAAGUACAAUAUCCCCCCGGCGUUUCUCCCCCCGGUCGGGGCCCUCUGCGUCGGUCUCAUAGCGCUCGCGUACCCGGAGGUUCUCUACUGGGGGUUCGAGAACCUGGACGUUGUGCUGCAGUCGAGACAACCGUUGGGGAACCCGCUCGCGCCAACGACAGGCCUCCUCCUUCAGCUAGUCGGAGUGAAGCUGGUCGCCACGGCCCUCUGCCGCGGCUCUGGCCUUGUGGGCGGCGUCUACGCACCAUCGCUUUUCAUGGGCGCCGCGCUCGGGAGCGCGUACGCGAAGCUCGCGGGCGCUUUUUUCGCGGCGGCCGACCCGCGGUUCAGCUUCGGGGAAUUCUCACUGGCCGAGCCGCAGGCGUACGCGCUGGUGGGAAUGGCCGCGAUGCUCGCGGGCGUGUGUCAAGUGCCGCUGACUGCAGUCCUACUCUUGUUCGAGUUGACACAAGAUUACCAGAUCAUAUUGCCGCUGAUGGGCGCCGUCGGGUUGAGUUCGUGGGUGUCUUCGCUCGCGAGCAAAAGUGCGGAGGAAGAGAAAAGGCGGCGGAAACGGCAGGCGGAGGCGGAACGGCGCGAGCAGGCGGUUCAGAGGUUACAGAACGGGUUGAGUAAUGCUGUGGGCUCAAACGGGGCUGCCGUUACGGCCGGUGUCCUCGCAAACCCGACUCUUAACCCUCUGCCUAACCUGCAAACCGCUAGCGUAGGCUUAGAAGCAACAGCCGCUGUACAGACAGUCGAACCCGGUUUGCUAAACUACGCCCCGACCGAAAUCCGGUUAAGCAAACCCAGUUUGCUCGGAGAAAGUAUGACCCUUGUAGAAAACGCGUCGGAUUGGUUAGCAGCCAGCAGCAAGGGCCCGGUUUUAUAUACGAACGGUGCGCCGGUGUUUUUGCGGGAGGAGAAGAGUAUACCGAUGGAUGGGUUUGAGGACGACGAGGGGGAGCUGUGUUCGCUCGAGACGUCGCUGUGCGUUGCGGGACCCGAGGUGAUGAGCGAGGAGGAGCUCAUGUCCGAAAUGACGGUCGCGACUGCCAUGUCGCAAACGUUUAUGACGGUCCCAAACACCGCGACGGUGCGUGAGACCGUCGCGGCGAUGCUGGCGUCUCGCCAGUGGUGCGCGCUCGUCGUGGGGGAAGGGGGAGUGCUCGAGGGGAUCCUGACGUUGGCUGACGUCCAGGCGGAGGCGAAAAAGACGGCGGCCGCCGCGGGGGGGCGCGCGCAAGCGCAGGCGUUGGUUGACACACGGUUAGUGACCGAGGUUUGCAGUAACUGGAAACGGCGGCACGGGCUGCUGACCGUGACCCCCGAGACGACGCUCGAGGCCGCGCAGCGCGCCAUGCUGCCACGUGGCCUCAGGCAGCUGCCGGUUAUCGCGGACAACGUGAGCCGGCGACUGCUCGGGUUGCUCGACCGGGACAACAUCUCGUUAGCCUGCAGGGCCGAGGCGACUCGCCGAUCGUGGGCACUGCUUCCGGAUCUGGCGGAACGGGAAUAAGUGGCCUCGUUAUCACCAACACCGCAUCUAUAAGCCUGCGUAGCAUUACUUGUCACUGAGAAAAUUGCACAAAAGUCUGUAUAAUUGAACAGACUUCGAAACAUGCGGGUUGCUGCCAAAAUACCCUCCAAAUCAACAGCAAUUGACUAGUCCUGUUGCUCCUCGACAAUAUCACAUAGAACUGGCGGCGUUUCACGGACUAUGAGCCGAGCAAGUGAAAUAUACUCCUGCGCCGCAAACAACCUGCUGACCGGUCUGGUACAC
This is a messenger RNA of Klebsormidium nitens, 3167 nucleotides long. NCBI's taxonomy places the organism in Eukaryota, Viridiplantae, Streptophyta, Klebsormidiophyceae, Klebsormidiales, Klebsormidiaceae. The record is from the annotation of a GenBank genome assembly.